Molecule: messenger RNA, 1777 nt
Organism: Sapajus apella (tufted capuchin)
Lineage: Eukaryota; Metazoa; Chordata; Mammalia; Primates; Cebidae
Gene: RNF183
Product: ring finger protein 183
Exons: 3
Coding region: 665-1243 (192 amino acids)
Biological process (GO): protein ubiquitination
Molecular function (GO): ubiquitin protein ligase activity
Source: RefSeq, a predicted model, not a curated record
UAGAGCCGUUUGUAUUUUGGUUGCAGGGGCUCAGCGGGGGGAAGGAUCCAUCUGGGCAGAAGCCAGGAGUCGAGGCGGGUCAGCCACAGAGGGCAAGUGGAACCGGAGGGGAUGGCAGGGGAUCAACCCAUCCAGAACAGAAGCCUGCAAGGAUGAGUGCACUUCGACCCCCUCGGAGCAAAAGCCAGAGUGACUCACAGGAGGAAGACAAAGCAACCAAAGCCUCCAGGGUGUGCAGGGAGUCCAAAGUCACCAGAAGGAAGAAGAAAACCUGAAACAGCCAGAGCUGGCCAAGCCUGCUAGGACCUAUGCAAAUGAGACCCACCCACGCUGCCUGGAAAUCGGGCCUGGGAAGUCAGAAAACAAAGCUCAUGUGUGCAGGGCUGCAUGGACGGGUGGAGGAGGCUGCAGCUCUGAGGGGGCAGCAGCUCAGUUCUUCAAAUUAUUCAAAUGACCCGUAGAGAAGCAGAGAAAAGCCAGGUGUUUCUGUUUGAAGCGGAGAAGCAAGGCUGGAGUGCGCCUCCCUCCAACUCCUCCCUUGAACUCCCUAAGGUUGAAGGGAUGGCCAGCUCUAAGAUCUCAGCAGGCUGAUCGGCUGUGUGCUAAGAACAAGCAGACCGCAGCAGGGACGACUCCCACGAGGCCUCCCCGCGUGUGUCUGAGGAUGGCUGAGCAGCAGGGCCGGGAGCUCGAGGCUGAGUGCCCUGUCUGCUGGAACCCCUUCAACAACACAUUCCAUACCCCCAAAAUGCUGGAUUGCUGCCACUCCUUCUGCGUGGAAUGCCUGGCCCACCUCAGCCUGGUGACCCCGGCCCGGCGCCGCCUGCUGUGCCCGCUCUGUCGCCAGCCCACGGUGCUGGCCUCAGGGCAGCCCGUCACUGACUUGCCCACGGACACUGCCAUGCUCACCCUGCUCCGCCUGGAGCCCCACCAUGUCAUCCUGGAAGGCCGUCAGCUCUGCCUCAAGGACCAGCCCAAGAGCCGCUACUUCCUGCGCCAGCCUCGAGUCUACACGCUGGACCUUGGCCCCCAGUCUGGGGGCCAGCCAGGGCCACCCCCGGACACAGCCUCUGCCACCGUGCCUACGCCCAUCCCCAUCCCCAGCCACUACUCCCCAAGGGAGUGUUUCCGCAACCCUCAGUUCCGCAUCUUUGCCUACCUGAUGGCUGUCAUCCUCAGCGUCACUCUGUUGCUCAUCUUCUCCAUUUUUUGGACCAAGCAGUUCCUUUGGGGUGUAGGGUGAGCGCUGUUCCCAGACAAGAAACCAAGCCUUUCUCGGUUGCUGCUGGGCAUGGUGACUGCGGAGCCUCAUUUGGUAUUGUCUUCCUUUGUAGUGUUGUUUAUUUUACAAUCCAGGGAUUGGUUAGGCCAUGUGUUUGAUUCUGGGAACAAUUUAAAAAAAAAAAACUAACUAAAAGCUUGAAGGACUGCGAGAAGUGGAACCACCUCGACCUCCAGGUGUGAGUGUGACAUCAUGGAAGGGCAGAGAAGCAGUUCUGACCACAGAGCUACCCAGCAAGCUGUGCCAAAGGGUGGUACAAUAGGGUCCAGGAACCUGACUGGCCCAAAUAGCAAGUUGUAUUUCCCACUGGAGCUGCUUCAAACUCAGUGCACAUUUUUUUUGAGCUGCUCUUCCUACUAUGGAUUGCUAAAAAAAAAAAAAAAAAAAAAAAUUGGGAAGUGAGCUUCAAUUCUGUGGGUAAAUGUGUUUGUUUCUUUUCAGCUUUCUUUUUGGAUGUCUUGCCACCAGUUGCAGUAAAACUGUGCUGCAUUCAUU